AAGUGUGCGCGCAGCAGGGAGAGGAAGAUGAUGUGUGCAGCUAGAGGUGGCUAGGUCGUGAGUGCUGGUCCUUGCUGCGAGUAGCCAGACAACUGUUGUAGCCAGACAACUGUUGCUUGGUUCUCGGUCGCUGUCUUGGACGUUUUGACUUGUUUUAAAAAAAAAAACACAAAAAAAAAACAAAGCCACCGACGACUCGACGCCCUGGACAGCAGCAAAAUGCCGAAUAUCAAAAUAUUCAGCGGUAGCUCUCACCCGGACCUGUCUCAAAAGAUAGCAGACCGCCUGGGUCUGGAGUUGGGCAAGGUGGUAACCAAGAAAUUUAGCAACCAAGAAACAUGCGUGGAGAUAGGGGAGAGUGUACGUGGAGAGGAUGUCUAUAUUGUCCAAAGCGGCUGUGGGGAGAUCAACGAUAAUUUGAUGGAGCUCCUCAUCAUGAUCAACGCCUGCAAGAUAGCCUCUGCCUGCAGAGUUACAGCAGUCAUCCCUUGCUUCCCAUAUGCCCGCCAGGAUAAGAAGGACAAGGUGGGGAGUCGUGCUCCUAUCUCUGCCAAGUUGGUGGCCAACAUGUUGUCUGUGUCAGGUGCAGACCACAUCAUCACUAUGGAUUUGCACGCCUCGCAGAUACAGGGGUUCUUUGACAUCCCUGUAGAUAACCUGUAUGCAGAGCCUGCCGUGUUAAAGUGGAUCAGAGAGAACAUAUCAGAGUGGAAGAACUGUACCAUCGUCUCCCCCGAUGCUGGUGGAGCUAAGAGGGUCACCUCUAUCGCAGACAGGUUAAAUGUGGACUUUGCUCUUAUUCACAAGGAAAGAAAAAAGGCGAACGAGGUCGACCGCAUGGUUCUUGUCGGGGAUGUGACGGGUCGGGUGGCCAUUCUUGUAGAUGACAUGGCAGACACGUGUGGGACAAUCUGCCAUGCUGCCGACAAGUUGAUUUCUGCCGGUGCUACCAAAGUCUACGCCAUCCUCACCCAUGGCAUCUUUUCUGGGCCCGCAAUCUCACGCAUCAACAAUGCCUGCUUUGAAGCAGUUGUGGUCACUAAUACGAUUCCCCAGGAAGAGAAAAUGAGGCAUUGUCCCAAAAUACAAGUUAUCGACAUCUCCAUGAUCCUCGCAGAGGCCAUCCGUAGAACUCACAACGGUGAAUCUGUGUCGUACCUCUUCAGCCACGUCCCAUUGUAACAGCGUCCGACGUCAGGCCAAAAACCGAUGAAGCGAUCCCUGCCCACAUUCAAACACAACCAUUAGAGAAGUUCUUCUGCAAACUCACCUUGCUGUUGGAUGUGGGGGAGGGGAAAAAAAGAACUGUUAUGUCCGUUUCCUGCAUCCCGCUCACUUUGUGCAUCGUGUCUCUCGCGACUGGGGUACUACAAAAUAAGCUACCCAUCGAGUGUAUUUAUUGUUAUUGAGUCAAGUGUCCACUGUGCACUUUGUCUGCUUCUCAUAACAUGUAGCGACUGAUGAAGACAUACCUCAGCGUGUCAGGGAGCUCAGGAAGGAGACUGACCUGGUAUAUGGAGCUGUUACAAAAAUGAGGUUUUUAUGGUACUCUUGUAGAUCUUCUGCUUUUUGAAUGUGUAAACAUACUAGUUUAUCGUGCCGCUAAAGCUCCACUCAACACUGAAUGCCUCAGCAGUUUGAACAGCCAUCAGUCCUCUUGCUCCUAAUUUUAUUUUUAGGGCGUGUCGUGGAUAAAGAACAUGUAUGUGGUGGUCUUUUCAACUCUUGGGGUACUCGAUAUUGAGGGGUUGUAUUUUGAACAUCUUUUUAUGAAUUUGUUUUUUAACUUUGGGUUUCUGUGGAAUUGCCUCAGAAAAGAGCUCCUGCUCCCCCACAUCCGUCUUCAUUUGUGGUAUUAUGAUUUGUCUUAAUUCCAAACUAAACUGUUUACUUUUUGAGUAGGCACCAUUUAUGUUGUUUUUAAUAAAGCUUUUGGAAUCCCGAA
Molecule: messenger RNA, 1945 nt
Organism: Nerophis lumbriciformis (worm pipefish)
Lineage: Eukaryota; Metazoa; Chordata; Actinopteri; Syngnathiformes; Syngnathidae
Gene: prps1b
Product: phosphoribosyl pyrophosphate synthetase 1B
Biological process (GO): 5-phosphoribose 1-diphosphate biosynthetic process; ribonucleoside monophosphate biosynthetic process; purine nucleotide biosynthetic process
Cellular component (GO): ribose phosphate diphosphokinase complex; cytoplasm
Molecular function (GO): ATP binding; ribose phosphate diphosphokinase activity; magnesium ion binding
Source: RefSeq, a predicted model, not a curated record